Messenger RNA from Thamnophis elegans (Western terrestrial garter snake), 1454 nucleotides. Its product is annotated as prelamin-A/C-like. The transcript is spliced from 3 exons. Lineage: Eukaryota; Metazoa; Chordata; Lepidosauria; Squamata; Natricidae. The record is from RefSeq and is a predicted model, not a curated record. Bases 21 to 443 code for a protein of 140 amino acids.
UGGCCUCCCCGCCCUCCUAGAUGCCCUCUGGAAGUCAGAGACAGAUCAUUUCCGAAGUUGUAGUUGGCCCUUUGUGGGCGUUUCUUGCCCUCUGCAGCGGGCAAGACUUCCCUGAAGCCACGUCCGGCUUCUCCGGGAGGCGGUUGGUGCUUCCGGAGACGGUGGUGAGCCACUGCAGUGCCAGCGGAGAUCCGGGCGAGUACAACCUGCGUUCUCGCACAGUGUUGUGUGGCACAUGUGGGCAGCCGGCAGAGAAGUCAUCCGGGGGCACGAAUGUGGGCACCAGCACCAUGUCCACCGGCUCCUCCUCCUCCAGCUUGACCAUCACACGCAGCUACCGCAGUGGAGGCACCAACCUCGGGGAGAGCCUCCUGCCCCGCACCUACGUCCUGGGCAGCUCCACCCCACGCCAGCAGGGUCCUUCAAACUGCAGCAUCAUGUAAUCGUCUGACGUUCCCAACGUGCACGCAAAUCUGCUUUAUGGAGCUCUCUGUCCUUUACGUGCUCAGAAAAAGAGGAAACCAUUUUUAAAAGAAGUUAUUUUCUAUGCAUGAAUUUAUACUUUAUUACAUAUCUAUAUCUAUAUAUCUAUAUAAAUAUGCUAAAGGUUUUUUAAGGGGGUGGGGGGGGUCUUUUUUCUAUCUCAAAAGUUUAAAAGGAGCCCUGCGCCAAAGAGGUUAAUCUAUUACUGCCAAAAAGGAAAGAAGUCCUAGAAUUGUCAUAUGUUUCUUCUAGUAAGGGGGAGCCUGCAAAAGGACAGGAUCCGUCUGUGUGUGCUUGAAUACCAAAGUUUCCUUUGAAAAACGAAUCAAAAAUCACAAAGUUUUUCUCCUUCUUCUGGGCCACCGUUUGUCAACUUCAUCAACUUUAAGAGGGGGGGACUUCAACUCCCAAGAAUUCCCCAGCCAGUCCCCCCCCCUCUCCAUCUUAAAGUUGGUGGGGUUGUGAAACUCUCUUCCAGGGAAAUCUCUUUAAAUUUGUUGCACUUAAUCUUCUCCCUGUGGGGGGGGGGGUGUUGACCACUAACUAACCAUGGUUAACUUCUGCCUUGCUUCCCAGCAAUUCGUGCCCUUGAGCAAAAGAGUCCAACUCUUUUGAAGAAUCUACAAGCCAAGAGUUGACCUUCGUUUACAUUUUGAAAAUGGGAGGGAGACCUUCAUACGGAACCCGUUUUGGGUUGCAAUGAUACUUGAGGGAUGCCCCCUGUUGAACCCAGGGUCCUCAGCCCUGGCAGGUUUAAGGCGGAGGAACUUCAACUCCCAGAAUUCCCCAGCCAGUAUGGGGGACUCCUGGGAGUCGAGUUUUAAAAUUGCCACGUUUCAGAAACGUGAAUUUAACCUCGUGUCAGUCCCCUCCGGCCCAAAUCAGGUUGUUUAAUACCUGCAUUAAAGCACUUUAGAAGGUGGACAUUCAGGGAUUCUCCAAUUAAAAUCCAAAUUGCCCUGACUUUAGAA